AGUUAGUUUAACUCUUUGCUGCUGUCAGCCUUAGAAACCAUUAACUCUUUGAAUCGUCAGAGUAAUGUGUGUGGAGGUUUAAACAUUUUUUUCAGUGUGCUUACGUCUUCAGCACGUUUAGGUACCACUGUUUGUGGAUCAUAUGUAAUUUCCUCUUCUGAUCUCUCCACAGGCACGGUUUGUGCCCACCCCACCUCCAAAUCGCCUUAACUUCAAAUCAGAGGGCAGACUCGGCGAGCAGGACUGGCAAGCACACUUCAAGGCCCCAUGUGGCCUUGACUCAUCCCAGCUCGAGGCCAUCCGAUGCACACUGGUAAACUGCACAUGUGAAUGUUUUCAGCCGGGGAAGAUUAACCUGCGGACCUGCGACCAGUGCAAACACGGCUGGGUGGCUCAUGCCCUGGACAAGCUCAGCACGCAGCACCUGUACCACCCCACCCAGGUGGAAAUCGUGCAGUCCAACGUGGUGUUCGACAUCAGCAGCCUGAUGCUCUAUGGGACUCAGGCGGUGCCGGUGAGGCUGAAGAUCCUGUUGGACCGGCUCUUCAGUGUCCUGAAGCAGGAGGAAGUGCUGCACAUCCUGCAUGGCCUGGGCUGGACGCUGCGGGACUACGUCCGAGGAUACAUUCUGCAGGAUGCUGCCGGGAAGGUGCUGGACCGCUGGGCCAUCAUGUCUCGAGAAGAGGAGAUCAUCACCCUGCAGCAGUUUCUGCGCUUUGGAGAAACCAAAUCCAUCGUGGAGCUGAUGGCGAUUCAGGAGAAGGAAGGGCAGGCUGUCGCUGUACCGUCUUCAAAGACAGACUCAGACAUAAGGACUUUUAUUGAGAGCAACAAUCGCACCAGGAGUCCCAGCCUCCUCGCUCACUUAGAGAAUAGCAAUCCUUCCAGCAUUCAUCACUUCGAAAACAUCCCAAACAGCCUUGCAUUUCUGCUUCCAUUCCAGUACAUAAAUCCUGUCUCUGCCCCGCUUCUAGGGCUGCCUCCAAAUGGGCUGCUUUUAGAGCAACCAGGGCUGAGGCUCCGGGAGCCAAGCCUUUCCACCCAGAAUGAAUACAAUGAGAGCAGUGAAUCAGAAGUAUCUCCCACACCAUAUAAGAAUGAUCAGACACCCAACAGAAAUGCCCUGACCAGCAUUACAAAUGUGGAGCCCAAAACUGAGCCAACCUGUGUCUCUCCCAUCCCGAAUUCUGCCCCAGUCAGUGAUUUGACCAAAACUGAACAUCCAAAAAGCUCUUUCCGCAUUCACCGGAUGAGAAGGAUGGGCUCAGCCUCUAGGAAAGGAAGAGUGUUCUGUAAUGCAUGUGGAAAGACGUUCUAUGACAAAGGCACCCUCAAAAUUCAUUAUAAUGCUGUUCACCUAAAGAUCAAACACCGCUGUACCAUCGAAGGUUGCAACAUGGUCUUUAGCUCCCUCCGAAGCCGUAAUCGGCACAGUGCAAACCCCAACCCACGCCUUCAUAUGCCCAUGCUAAGGAAUAAUCGAGACAAAGAUUUAAUUCGGGCCACAUCGGGAGCGGCCACCCCUGUUAUAGCAAGUACAAAGUCGAAUCUCACACUCACAAGCCCUGGCCGGCCCCCUCUGGGUUUUACCACUCCCCCGUUAGACCCUGUCCUACAGAGCCCUCUCCCUAGCCAGCUGGUGUUUUCCGGACUAAAGACUGUACAGCCAGUUCCUCCGUUUUAUAGAAGUUUACUCACACCUGGGGAAAUGGUGAGUCCUCCAGCCUCCCUCCCCACCAGCCCCAUCAUUCCUAGCAGUGGUGCCAUGGAGCAGCACCCUCCCCCGCCCUCUGAGCCAGUCGUGCCAGCCGUGAUGAUGGCCAGCCAUGAGCCCAGUGUCGACCUGGCCCCCAAGAAGAAGCCCAGGAAGUCGAGCAUGCCUGUGAAGAUUGAAAAGGAGAUUAUCGACACCGCUGAUGAGUUCGAUGAUGAGGAUGAUGACCCCAGUGAUGGCGGAGCUUUGGUGAACGACGCGAGCCAUGACAGUCAUUGCCACUCCCAGGAGGAGAUGAGCCCAGGCAUGUCUGUGAAGGACUUCUCUAAGCACAACAGGACCCGGUGCAUUUCAAGGACUGAAAUCAGAAGAGCUGACAGUAUGACAUCUGAGGACCAGGAGCCCGAGCGGGACUACGAGAAUGAGUCUGAGUCUUCAGAGCCCAAGCUGGGCGAGGAGUCCAUGGAGGGGGAUGAGCACCUCCACAGCGAGGUGGCCGAGAAAGCCCUGCUCAGCAGCGAGCGGCCGGGCGAGAACCACAGCGAGCCCUCACACCAGGACGUCAUCAAAGUGAAGGAGGAGUUUGCCGACCCCACCUACGACAUGUUCUACAUGAGCCAGUACGGACUGUACAACGGCGGGGGGGGCAGCAUGGCUGCCCUGCACGAAAGCUUCACGUCGUCUCUGAAUUACGGCAGCCCCCAAAAGUUCUCCCCAGAAGGAGAUCUGUGUUCCAGCCCAGACCCCAAAAUCUGUUACGUGUGCAAGAAGAGUUUUAAGAGCUCCUACAGCGUGAAGCUUCACUACAGGAACGUUCACUUAAAAGAGAUGCACGUCUGCACCGUGGCCGGCUGCAACGCCGCCUUCCCUUCCCGCCGAAGCAGAGACAGACACAGUGCCAACAUAAAUCUACAUCGUAAACUGUUGACCAAAGAACUCGAUGACAUGGGCCUGGACUCAUCGCAGCCCUCCCUUAGCAAGGACCUCCGGGAUGAAUUUUUGGUGAAGAUCUAUGGUGCCCAGCACCCUCUGGGGCUCGACGUCAGGGACGAUGCGUCCUCUCCCGCAGGGACUGAAGACUCCCACCUGAACGGGUACGGGCGCGGCGUGGCGGAGGACUACAUGGUCCUCGACUUGAGCACCACGUCCAGCCUGCAGUCCAGCAGCAGCAUCCACUCCUCGCGGGAGUCUGACGCGGGCAGCGACGAGGGGAUUCUUCUUGACGACCUUGAUGGCGCGAGUGACAGCGGGGAGUCAGUGCACAAGGCCGAGGCCCCAGCCCUGCCUGGCGGCCUCGGCGCCGACGUGGCAGGAGCGCUCAUGUUCAGCAGCCUGUCUGGGAGCAAUGGCGGGAUCAUGUGCAACAUCUGCCACAAAAUGUACAGCAACAAGGGGACGCUGCGGGUACACUACAAAACCGUGCAUUUGCGUGAGAUGCACAAGUGCAAAGUCCCAGGCUGCAACAUGAUGUUCUCCUCUGUGCGCAGCCGGAACCGGCACAGUCAGAACCCUAAUCUCCACAAAAACAUUCCCUUCGCUUCCAUAGAUUAGUCCCAGAACGGACGCUCCGAAUGCCAGCUCUCACCAGGUGGCCUACGUGUUUGAACUGCCGUUGUCAGUGUGCGUGUGCGCGUACGUCGGCAAGUGUGCACGUGUGUGUAGGUAUGUACACCUCCAUGUCUACACACACACGUACACAUUUUCUUUAGAUAAAAAAGAUAAACACUAGGUGCUUUUGAAUUUUUUUCUUUUUCCUUUAUAGUUUUGGGAAAGAGGUGAAAUCUUUAAUUUGGGGGUGAAAAAUAGUACCCCUUUAAACAUACACAGGUCCAAGUGUGCAUCAAGCCCCAAUUUUGAUAGAAUAAUUCAUGAUCUCCUCCAAGGAGACAGUUUGUUGUACCCAUGACUGUUGCCUGCAAAAAAUAAAAGGGAGAAAAGAAAAAAGAGACAGAGGAACUUCGCAGAGUUGUCUUUUGUGAACUUUUAAGGUUUUGAGAGAAUCUUCAAACAAGCAUGGCAGAUUCACCUGUAAAUACUUGGCCUUGAGAGGCCGAUGGUGUAAAGCAGUUGUAUUGACGGUUGUUUAACUCUUUUAAUUUUUACAGUUACAUCCAGCUGUUAGAUAUGCAGGAAAAAAAUAGUUUGCUGGCUAGCUCUGUUCAUUUAUGUUAGCAUUAAUGCACAUUUUUUUUAAAAAAGAAACCACAGUCUUGUUUUUACUACCUGUUAGAUAUAGUGGUAAAGAGGUGCUGGCAUGCUUCACAGCACAGAUCUGAGUUUUUAAAAUGUCCUGUACUAGUACAUAAAUCCAGUCAUGCACUUUUUUUCCUCCACUACAAGGGGAUGUGUAAUAUCCGUGCUUCUUUUUUCUCCUUAAACUGUUGCCAUACUUCAGUAAGUGUCUUUAAAAAAAAAAAAAAAUCCACUUGUAUAAAAAUGGUCUGGUCAGUAUAGGGCAUGAAUGCCAAACAGAAGUAUUAGUGUUAACACAAAACUGCCAACUUUGCACAAGUUUCCAGAAAAGAAAAUACAAUUAGUCACUCAACAUAACCGCAGGCCAAUUUGUCGGCCACCAGAAAACCGCUUAAAAAAAAAAAAA
Octodon degus (degu) is the source of this 4313-nucleotide messenger RNA. It is a transcript of the gene Bnc2, whose product is annotated as basonuclin 2. Gene Ontology annotation, cellular component: nucleus. Bases 488 to 3265 code for a protein of 925 amino acids. The transcript is spliced from 5 exons. The record is from RefSeq and is a predicted model, not a curated record. Gene Ontology annotation, biological process: regulation of DNA-templated transcription. Lineage: Eukaryota; Metazoa; Chordata; Mammalia; Rodentia; Octodontidae.